Aspergillus niger is the source of this 1725-nucleotide messenger RNA. RefSeq lists its product as uncharacterized. Gene Ontology annotation, molecular function: ATP binding; nucleic acid binding; asparagine-tRNA ligase activity. The transcript has 2 exons. NCBI's taxonomy places the organism in Eukaryota, Fungi, Ascomycota, Eurotiomycetes, Eurotiales, Aspergillaceae. Gene Ontology annotation, cellular component: cytoplasm. Bases 1 to 1725 code for a protein of 574 amino acids. Gene Ontology annotation, biological process: asparaginyl-tRNA aminoacylation. The record is from RefSeq and is a predicted model, not a curated record.
AUGGCCUCUAUCUACAUUGACGAAGAUGUCGGCAGGGACGACUCGACCGCCAACGGAACUGAAUCUGCCCCCUACAAGACCCUCCUUCAUGCUUUCAUGCAGCACGCUCCUACCGAUGGCAACCAGUACCUGACCCGCAAGUCCCAAACUGAGCCCACGGAGGCAGGUGCCGACCCCGCGUCUAAGUUGGAGUGGAAGCCGGCCACGAAGUCGGCGGUCAAGAAGGCUACCAACCUGUAUGAGCAACGGAAGAGAAAGGCUGCGAAGGAACAAGAAUUGGCUAUUCGUGAGAAGCAGGAGGCCGAGAAGCGACAGGCUAUUCUUGAGGAGGCGAAGAAGGUCGUUCUUAAGGAGGACACAUCACUUCCCAAGCCCACCAAGAUCCGUCUUGAUGUGACUGAUCCGGCCGUUGUCACGCUGGGAUCUCCCGAGUCGGAGACUCCUGGAACUCGUGUUCGUGUAGUUGGAAGAGUUCACCGUCUGCGUGCUCAGAAGGAUGUUAUUUUUCUCACUCUUACCGAUGGUUAUGGCUACCUGCAGUGUGUCCUGACUGGAAAUCUGUGUAAGACUUACGAUGCCAUGACUCUUACCCUUGAGACUUCGAUUGCUAUCCAUGGUGAGAUGCGUGCCGUCCCACCUAAGCAGCAUGCUCCCAACAACCGUGAGCUGCACGCUGAUUUCUACACUAUCAUUGGCCGCGCUGCUGGUGACAAGGAGGCCAUCACCACCAGGGUGGCCCCUGAUGCUGAUCCGCAAACCCUCUAUGACAACCGCCACCUCGUUCUCCGUGGUGAGACCGCCUCGUCAGUCAUGAAGGUUCGCGCGGCUACCCUCCGGGCUUUCCGCAAGACCUUUGAAGAGAACCGUAUGCUGGAAGUCACCCCUCCUGCCAUGGUCCAGACUCAGGUGGAGGGUGGAAGCACCUUGUUCGGGUUCGACUACUAUGGCGAGAAUGCUUAUUUGACCCAGUCCUCCCAGCUCUACUUGGAGACUUGCCUCCCCUCCCUUGGCGACGUCUUCUGUGUGUGCCCUUCUUUCCGUGCUGAGAAGUCGCUUACCCGUCGCCAUCUGUCCGAGUACACUCACAUCGAGGCUGAGCUUGACUUUAUCACUUUCAACGACCUCCUCGAUCACCUUGAGAACGUUAUCUGCCGUGUUAUUGAUCUGACUCUGGCUGAGCCGGCCACCAAGGCCCUCAUUGAGAAGCUCAACCCCGACUUCAAGCCCCCUAGCCGCCCCUUCAAGCGGAUGAAGUACUCUGAGGCCAUUGAAUGGCUGCGGGAACACGAUAUUCCCAACGAGGAGGGCAAGCCUCACGAGUUCGGCGAUGACAUUGCCGAAGCUGCUGAGAGAAAGAUGACCGAUAUCAUCAACCAGCCCAUCUUCCUAACCCACUUCCCCGCUGAGAUCAAGGCCUUCUACAUGAAGAAGGAUGUCGAAGACCGCCGUGUCACUGAGAGUGUGGACGUUCUCAUGCCUGGUGUUGGUGAGAUUGUCGGUGGUAGUAUGAGAAUGGAUGACUGGGAUGAGCUCAUGGCCGCCUACAAGCACGAAGGCAUGGAUCCUUCCCCGUACUACUGGUACACCGACCAGCGCAAGUACGGUACUUCCCCUCACGGUGGUUACGGUCUUGGUCUCGAACGUUUCCUGGCUUGGUUGUGUGCUCGUUAUACCGUUCGCGACUGCUCCUUGUAUCCUCGUUUCACAGGCCGUUGCACGCCUUAG